Messenger RNA from Macrosiphum euphorbiae (potato aphid), 1443 nucleotides. NCBI's taxonomy places the organism in Eukaryota, Metazoa, Arthropoda, Insecta, Hemiptera, Aphididae. The record is from the annotation of a GenBank genome assembly.
AUGUUGAACAAAAUAUCCAUUGUGGAACUGAAACUGUUCUUCACGACCAGUGUAAUGUCGUUUCAACAGUUCAUCAUCGGUGGGGUGUUCGGAUUUACAGCCGUCAUACUACCGCAGCUCGAACUGUCCGACGCUAUCGUCAAAGUCGACUCUGACCAAGCGUCCUGGAUAGCAAGUCUUCCGCUCCUGCUGUGCCCCAUCGGUUCGCUGGUGUUCGGAUAUUUGUCCGACAGGUUCGGCCGGAAGUUAUCGCUACAGCUUACGUACGUACCCCUGCUAAUCAGCUGGUCACUGCUCAGCAACGCCGAGAGCUUGAAUGACAUUUAUAUCGGCAGACUGUUGACCGGACUGGCUACCGGUACCGGAGGCGUGAUCUACGUGUACAUAGCCGAGACGAGCCCGACAGACAGUCGGCCCUUUUUCCUGUUGAUCUACACACUGUUCGUAGGAUUGGGCCUUAUGACAUCUGCGAUCUUGGGCGCGCUGUUCCACUGGCACACGGUAGCAGCCGUGUACGCCGUGAUGUGCGCGAUCGGUUUCAUCGCUCCGUUCUUCGUGCCUUCCACUCCGAUGUGGCUGCGGUCCCGGAAGCGGGAAGAGGAGGCCCGACUGGCCGAGAAGUGGUUCGGGUUCCAGCUGGACCGCACCGACGACCUACCAACGCUGCCACCGCCCCCUUGCGCGGCUGCGGCCAUGGCCACCUUGACUCGGGCCGACUCGACGGUUGGUGCGAUCAUGGACACGAACGUGAGUUGCUGGGGCACGUACACCUCACCCACCGUCUGGAAGCCCACGCUCGCCUCACUCGCGUUCUUCUGCUGCCAACAAGCGUCCGGGUUCUACGUGCUGCUGUUCUACUCGGUGGACGUGAUGCGUGACUGCCGCGUGUCCAUCGACGGCAUGACUGCCGCCGUGUACCUGUGCGCCGCCCGACUGGCCGGGACCAUCGUCAGCCUCGUGUUUCAAUCGGCGCGCAAGCGCACGCUAACUACCGUCUCGGGGCUGGGCAUGUGCGUGUCCAUGUCCACCGUUGUCGGUUACCUGUACGCUUUCAACGGCGUGUCCUCCCCGCCGGCCACCGACUUGCUGAUCGUGCCGUUCAUGUUCUACGUGUUCUUCGCCAUGUUCGCCGUGCUGCCGUUACCAUGGAGCGCGUGCGGUGAGAUGUUCCCGAUGGCCGUCAAGGGCACCAUGAACGGCGUGAUGUACUCGUGCGGUUACGAGCUCAUGUUCGGCGCCAUAAAGGUGUACCCGAUGAUGGUGGACAUGUUUGGCAUCCGGGCCGUAUGGACAGCUUGCGCGUGCACGUGCUUCAUCACCUCACUGUUCGGCGCGUUCGUCCUGCCCGAGACCACUGGCAAGACGCUAAACGAGAUUACCGACGGGUUCAGGUCGUCCAGCGACAAGGCCCGCAAGAAGAUAGUCAAGCCUCAAAUACCUUAG